UAACCAACUGCAGAACCGCAGAACCAUUACGUCAUAACAGUCUGAGGACGACAGCGCCAGACCGACUGUUUGAGAGCGGAAGUGGGCGGGGUAGCAGUCCGAUGCCGGAAGUGUACGGAGUUCAUGUUUAGACGUGUUUGUUUAGAUUAGACAGUAAAAGGUUUUUAGACAGUAAAAGAUAGACAUUAAAAGGUUUUUAGACAGUAAAAGAUAGAAAAUAAAAGGUUAAACUAUGGCGGAGCACACUGUAGAACAAGGAAAAGAAGAAGAGAAAGAGAAGCACAUAUCGAUUCAGAGAGGGAAUUUUGCCAUUGAAAGGAAACAUGCUGCCGUUGAUGUGCAGGAGCCACCUAAAGCACAAGAAGACACCGAAAUCGGCGACAUGGAACCACAGAUGGUCAAAGACCUCAGGACCGCAGUUGGAUGGCUGCGGAACAACUGCCACUCCUUCAGAGGUUUUGUGCAAGAGCCGUCAUAUCUGGACCUAGAGAAGGAAGACCAGGAAGAGGCCCUUCUUAAACUUGAUCGGGCGGGAAGAAAAGAUGAUCUGGAACUGGCCAAAGAGCCUUUCAUGUUUCGGUUCCAGUUUCAACAGGACAUGGAAGUUUUUCUUUUCAAAUGUCACGACGAAAGGGACCUCAGAAUAAACUCAAUGUGUAUGGAGUUUUAAUUUAUUUAUUUUUCUCUUGAGAAUUAUUGCUGUCAAAUUUGUGCCUGUAUAACUUUUAUAAGAUUUAUUUUCUUUGGUUUGAUUUUGUUUUAUAUAAUUUAUUUAUUUAGUUUGAUUUUGUAAUUUUAUUUAAUUAGAAAACAGCAAGUGUGUGAUUUAUUUAAAACUCAUUUUAUUUAAAUUAAUAUUUUUGUUUUUGUUUUCAGUCCAUCAUAUUAUUGUGUAUGGUGGUCUAUGUUGGUUGAGUAUUUAAAGUUAUUUUCAAUUGAAUAAAAUGUUCAAACUCUCAAGCUUUGUUUUCAUUGGAUUAUUUAUUUUUAAUUUUAUGCUUUGUCUAAUAUAUAAUAUUGUUAAUCAAUCUUAAAUAUACAUUUUCAAUUAAAUCGUUUAAAACAAAGUCUUUAUAAUAACGUUGUUUUAAACUUUAAAACGUUCCAAAACACGGAAGUAGCGUAAUUCCUUGCCGCGCCCACUUCCGCUCUCAGACUGUCGGGCUGGCGCUGUCGUCCUCAGACUGUUAUGACGUAAUGGUUCUGCGGUUCUGCAGUCAGACCUAUCUCAA
Molecule: messenger RNA, 1232 nt
Organism: Carassius auratus (goldfish)
Lineage: Eukaryota; Metazoa; Chordata; Actinopteri; Cypriniformes; Cyprinidae
Product: structural maintenance of chromosomes protein 5-like
Exons: 4
Coding region: 233-670 (145 amino acids)
Source: RefSeq, a predicted model, not a curated record